Molecule: messenger RNA, 666 nt
Organism: Lodderomyces beijingensis
Lineage: Eukaryota; Fungi; Ascomycota; Pichiomycetes; Serinales; Debaryomycetaceae
Source: the annotation of a GenBank genome assembly
AUGGGGAACCAGCCAAGCUCGCCGAAGAUUACAGCCCAGGACAAGGCCAUUUUCCAGCUCAAGCAGCAGCGAGAUAAAAUCAAACAACAUCAACGGAAAUUAACUCUCGUAUGCGAUAAACAGACGCAACUUGCACGCAGAGCCAUUUUGAAUAAGCAACCAGAACGAGCAAAGUUUUACCUCCGAUUUAGGAAACAGCAGGAGUCGACGAUAGCCAAGACGUUUGAACAACUUGAUAACUUGGAAAAACUAAUAGGCACCAUUGAGUUUAAGUUGAUUGAAAAAGAUGUAAUGUAUGGUUUACAACAGGGGAAUGCCGUGUUGAAGCAAUUGAAUAACGAAAUGAGUGUAGAUAAAAUCGAUAGGAUAUUGGAUGAUUUAGAAGAAGAAAAGUUGAAAGAACAGGAAAUAAGUGAAACAUUGGGGUUGGGAUCUGCAUUGAAUCGAGCGGAGGAAGAUUCCAUCGAUGAGGAAUUUAACAGAUUGAAUCGGGAGAUUCACAAUGUGCAACAACAAGAAGAAGGAGAAGAAGAAGAAGCACCACUAGCGAAAGUCAAACUACCAGAGGCACCAAAGGAGCAAAUCAUGCCUGAAGCGCCCACAAAUGAAGUUACUGACUCAAAAAGCGGUCCACAUAAGGUACAAGCUGAACCGGUACCAAUCUAA